AUGCUGCGAGAUUAUUGGUAUCCUAAGCAAAGCGGUCCAGUGUUUGGCGACGGAACUCUCCUCAUCUCUACGGAAGCGGGACGGAAAGUAGGCCUCCGUGAAGCCCUGAGUCCACCAAAGGUCUAUGUCAUACGUAAUGGAAGUUUUGGGGACGUCGCGAAGGGUAUAGAACGUCCUUUCAUGUGUCAGAUCGCAAAUUUCGCAACUGCAGCAGUAGAUAUCGCAAAAAGGAUGAGAGCCCUCACGCUGAAAGAGGCCUUGUCCAAACCUGAAAUACUGAAGGAACUGGAGCAAAACCCUGGGACUUUUAAAUUUCCAGAAGCAGUGGAGUUGGUGAUCACCAGCAGGUCCGGCAAAUACGCCAAUGUGUUGGAGGACCCCACUGGCCCCGGGGGUCUGAGGGUGGAGGGACCCCUGGCCAACCUCCUCGAAUAUAUGGCCAGCUCCAUGAACUUCUCUUACACGCUGAUAAUGCCACCAGACCGGGGCAUCGGGUCGCAGCUGCCAAACGGAACUUGGACUGGCAUUGUGGGUCAAGUCAGCGAGAAGAUGUUCAGACGGCCGCCCUCCCCCCUCCCCCAGGUGGCUGACAUCGGCCUCGAGAGCAUGAAGAUGAUCCCGGAGCGCGUGGAGGUCGUGGACUUCGGUGACAUCCUCUCCUACGUCUACAUGAAGAUCUUGGCCGGGAAGGGACAUCCGACGUUGAAUCCUAUGGGCUUCCUCUAUCCUCUGAGCCCCUUGGUGUGGGCGGGGUUGGUGGGGGCGUUGCUGUGUGUGUGGGCGGCCACGAUGGUGUUGGGAAGUCGACCUCGUGGCAGGAGGAGAGGGGCGUGGGCGGCGUGGUUCUUCUAUGUCUACUUUGGCGUCGGCGUGCAGCAAGCCAUGGUCAUGAAAUUCAUCCGCGGAGCUGAGAAGCUGCUGGUGGGAAGCUGGAUGCUGGUCGCCAUGGUGAUGGCCUGGUCGUACUCGUGCAAUCUGGUGUCCCUUUUGGCGGCUCGACACGUCCCGCAGCCCAUCCAGAGCCUAAGGGAUGUUAUAGACUCGGAUGUGAAGGUUAUUACAAGUCGGUUUACGGCUUUCACGCACAUGUUAGAUCAUGCAGAGUCGGGAAUAUUCAAGGAACUGUCCGAUCUGAGACAGAAAAAUCGUUGGGUUUAUUCCGAGUACGGUGACAAAGACACAUCAAUGGAGCUCACUCGACAAGGCGACCACGUCCAGUUCACGCUUGGCAUAUCUGCGAAACAAAGUGUGUCUGAUUACUUCACUGAAACAGGUCGCUGUGAUUUUUACCUUCCGAGAGUGACGUUCUUGCCCGGACCCACCAGCAUCGUCUUGCAGAAGGGAACUCCUAUUCGUGAAGCUGUUAAUUACAGAAUCCGUAGAGUUGUGUACGCCGGCCUCUUCGACUACUGGGUGAGCCAAAGCACUGUCAACGCUUCAGUUUGCGAAAACACACCGUCCACUAUCACUGUGAUGGAGCCCCUUUCUUUCACUGCAGUCUCGGGAAUGCUAGCCAUCUGGGCCUCUGGCAUGGCUCUGUCGCUCGUAACCUUCUGCGUGGAGUUGGCAGUGGCUAAAGUCACACAGUAG
Penaeus vannamei (Pacific white shrimp) is the source of this 1590-nucleotide messenger RNA. The record is from RefSeq and is a predicted model, not a curated record. Lineage: Eukaryota; Metazoa; Arthropoda; Malacostraca; Decapoda; Penaeidae.